This is a messenger RNA of Poeciliopsis prolifica (blackstripe livebearer), 3006 nucleotides long. It is a transcript of the gene mpx, whose product is annotated as myeloid-specific peroxidase. The transcript has 16 exons. Gene Ontology annotation, molecular function: peroxidase activity; heme binding. Gene Ontology annotation, biological process: response to oxidative stress. The coding region runs from base 47 to 2437 and encodes 796 amino acids. Lineage: Eukaryota; Metazoa; Chordata; Actinopteri; Cyprinodontiformes; Poeciliidae. The record is from RefSeq and is a predicted model, not a curated record.
CCAAAGAGCAUCCUAGAACGCCACAGAAGCCUUCACAGACAAAGAGAUGCUUCUCUCUGUAUUCCUUAUCUUGGGCCUCAGCCUGGUGCCCAUUCAAUCCAAACCUACAGGCGAAAGACUUGGCAGUCCUUUUCUUCAGAAAUGCUUUGAAGAAGCAAAGAAAAUAGUAGACGACGCAUACACGUACUCCAGAGAAGAGAGCCUCAGUCGGGUCCGCAGGGAUGCGGUGAAGCCGCAUGAUGCUCUUCGUCUCCUGAAGCAGCCUCGCGGUGACACUCGUUCAGCUGUGCGCUCUGCUGACUACAUGGCACAGACUCUCCGUUUGGUCCAAGAGAAAGUACAUCAUGUGCAUAAGCGCUCCCUCAAUGCAACAGAUUUGCUCACCGACCAAGAUAUUAGAGAACUUGCCCGGAUUACUGGAUGUGAGGCUCGACUCAGGAAUCCAUCAUGUCUCAACACACCCAAUAUCAACAAGUAUCGUACAGCCACCAGCGUCUGCAACAACUUGAAAAACCCUCGCCUUGGUGCCUCCAACACCCCCUUCACACGCUGGCUGCCCUCUGAAUACGAUGAUGGCAUCUCUCAACCAAAAGGAUGGAACAGAACCCGCAAAUUCAACAACUUCUUGCUCCCAUUGGUGCGGCAGGUGUCCAAUAACAUCUUGAACACCACAGAUGCAGGCGUUGUCAAUGACACUGAGUACUCCCACAUGGUGACCUUGUUUGGGCAGUGGAAUGACCAUGACCUCACCUUCACACCAUUUUCACCAAGUAUCCGCUCCUUUAGCAAUGGACUGAACUGCGAUGAAAGUUGUGAGCAGAGUGAGCCAUGCAUCCCUAUCCCGAUCCCUCCUGGAGAUCCCCGGAUUCCCUCCCGCCCAGACAGCUGCAUCCCAGCCUUUCGAUCUGCUCCUGCCUGUGGAACGGGUUACUCUGCAUUUAAUUUUGGAGGAGAACCCAGCAAGAGGGAGCAGAUCAAUUCACUGACGGCCUUUCUGGAUCUGGGGCAAGUAUAUGGCUCCGACGAGAAGCUCGCCCUGAACCUUCGUGACCUCACCAGUGAUGCCGGCCUGCUGCGCGUCAACACCGAAUUCAGGGACAACGGACGCGAGCUGCUGCCCUUCCACUCCCUGCAGGUGCAAAUGUGCGCCACCCGCAGAAGAGUCACCAACGACACCAACGCCAGGGAGGUGCCCUGCUUUAUUGCAGGUGAUGCCCGUGUAGACGAGAACAUCGCUCUGACAUCUAUCCACACCCUGUUUGUGCGUGAACACAACCGUUUGGCUCGUCAGCUGAAGAGGCUGAAUCCACACUGGGACAGUGAGACUCUCUACCAAGAGGCCCGCAAGAUCAUGGGUGCUUACACCCAGAUGUUUGUCUUCAGGGAUUAUCUUCCUCACAUUGUGGGUCCUGACGCAAUGCGCAGACAGCUCGGACGUUACCCUGGCUACAACCCUGAUGUUGACCCCAGCAUCUCCAAUGUGUUUGCGACGGCCGCUUACCGUUUCGCUCACCUGGCAAUCCAGCCAGUUUUGUUCCGACUGGAUGCAAACUACAGAGAGCAUCCUACUUUCCCCAGCGUCCCCCUGUUCAAGGCUUUCUUCACCCCAUGGAGAGUCAUUUUCGAAGGUGGAAUCGACCCUUCGCUGCGUGGUCUGUUAGGUCGUCCUGCUAAACUGGGCACUCAGGACAACAUGAUGGUGGAUGCUCUGAGGGAGAGAUUGUUUGAAUUCAUCCAGCACUUGGCUCUGGACCUGGGUGCUCUGAACAUGCAGAGAGGUCGUGAUCAUGGCCUGCCUGGCUACAAUGCCUGGCGCAGGUUCUGCGGUCUGUCCCAGCCUCGUAACCAGGCAGAGCUGGCUCAGGUUUUGGGGAAUCCCUCCCUGGCUCGUAAGCUGCUGGAGCUCUACGGGACCCCCGAAAACAUCGAUGUGUGGCUUGGAGGUGUCGCAGAGCCAUUUGUGCCUGGCGGCCGCGUGGGUCCUCUGUUCGCCUGCCUCAUCGCAACUCAGUUCCAGAGGAUUCGUCAAGGUGACAGGCUGUGGUUCCAGAACCCUGGGGUUUUCACGCCACAGCAGAGGCAGGCUCUGUCUGCUGUUACACUCUCCACAGUCAUCUGUGACAACACCGGCAUCACAUCUGUGCCCAGAGAUGCUUUCAGCGUCGUCUCACGUUUCAACCGUCUGGUGCAGUGCUCCUCUCUGCGCCGUCUGAAUCUGUCGCCAUGGAGGGAAAGACCCUGUGGCUUCGGGUCUCCUGCUGAUUGUUUGAAGACCAGUGACGGAGAGAACUCAACCCAGACAGAUGAACUCAACAAUCUGGAUCCCCAGGACCCACUGGAUCUCCAGGAUCCCUUUGACCCUGUGGACCCCGUCGACCCUCAGGACCUUGUGGAUCCACAAGACCCAUUGGAACUCGAGACCAAUGAGAUCCAGUAAGACCAUUCAGCUCCAGAUGCCCUCCAGGGUCACCAAUAUUCAAACAUCAGUGUCCCUUUUUGAGAUUACAGGCCAACAUAGAGAGAUUCAUUUGUUUCCGUCAUAAAGAAACAAAACAAGCCGACACAGAACUCAGACACACCUAUUUAUAUUCCUCAGCCAUUGACUCGGCGCUUCUUCCAUUGGAACUGGAAUCUGGGAUUACAAUGAAUUCCAGAUUAAGCUGGCCAUCAACAUCUUCUUCUCAGGACAUUUGUUCUACACUAUGGGACAUAAACCAGUGACUUGUGGGCUUUUACAUUUAUUUACGUCAGUCAUUCGCAGAUGACCAGAUAAAGACACACCAAACCACUGUAUCCUCGUUUUACUCUUUACUGUAAUAAUAAGGCAUUUUUGUUAGUUUUAGCUUCAUAGCAAUGGGUUUUAAUUGAACAAAUGUGUUUUGACUCUGUUACAACUGCAUGUAAAAAAAAAUCAACAUUAGAAUAAUUUUUGAUGGAAUCAACCAGUGUUAAAUUGUGAACAUGUUUUGCACUAAUUCCUUUACCUUCAAAUAUUAUGUUACGAUU